AUGUCAUCAUCGGAUGUUGAUUAUAAUAAGAUGGAAGAAGAAUUUGCGUAUUCUAUGGGGAUUCAAGCCUGUAUAUUUGGCUUGCCUCUCAAAAUUUUUGAACGGCUACGAAAAGUUCGUUUGGAUCCAGAUCUUAUGCAAAAGCAGGAAGGAUUAUCACCUGUGGCUCCGAUCAAUCAAAUUGGUCAUUUGGACGGACUCGCUACGCCUGACAAAAUUCCCUACACACCGAACAAUGACACGGUCUACAGUUCGGCUUUGGUGGAGCUGAUUGACGAGCCUAUCAUUCUGAAAACACCCUCACAAAUUCUGGAUCGCUACUGGAGCAUACAAGUUGCUGAUGCAUACCUUGAAAACCGUUUCUAUAUUGGCUCAAGAACCACUGAUGGUUAUGGAGGCAACGUUGCAUUUGUGGGACCGAAUUUCGUUGGUGAUCUCCCAGAUGUCGUGGUUCACCGCCUUCCAUAUAACAGUGCAAUACUUGCUCUUAGAUUCGCUGUUGAUAAAAAUAAUUUGGAAGAGGACACCAAGAAAAUUCAAGAAUUGCAAAAGCAGUUUUCACUGACCUCUCUCAGCAACUGGAACAGUGGAAAGCUAGGGGUUGCCAAUAUACCUGCCAGUGUUAAACCAAAGCCCAACUAUGAUGGUGAUCUUAAAGAUUUUCAGUUGAUUGCUGCACUGAUGAUGGAUAAUCCCCCCACAGAGAAACACGCUGCACAGUGGGAAGCAUUUCAUAACAUUGGACUUGUUCCUGGUCAGGAAUUCCAGCCUGAGAAACUCUCCAAACCAACCUAUUGUGGUUUGAAACGAGCAGCUGAAAUUGUUCCAAAGCUCAUGCAAUGGAAAGUGAAGUUUCAUGGGACAAGUUAUGAAACUCGUUGGAACAAAGUACAAGAGGGCACCUACGAAUUCAAAUACCUAGAUCGAGCUGCUGGAGCUUUGGCUGGACUGCUUGUUCAUGAUUAUGAAGAAUGUGUCUACUACUGUACAUGUGAAUCCUAUGUUCCUAACACUACCGGAGGCCAAUGCGGAACAGGUGAAUUCUUUAACAGCAGCUCCAAGUACACCAUGCAUUUCAAUAAGAAUCAACUUCCAGUCACCAAGGCGUAUGGAUUCUGGUCUAUCACCAUGACUAAUGAGAAGUUCAAUUUGGUAGCUAAUGAGAUCAAUCGUUAUUCAAUCAACCUCCAAACUAAAGGGAUUGAAAUAAACGACGAUGGAUCUUUGGAUCUGUAUUUUCAAGCGGAACCACCUGAAAAUGUCAAAGAGAGAAACAACUGGCUUCCUUGUCCUAAAACACCAAACACCCUUUUCCACUUGACCUACCGAAUCUAUCUUCCAACGUAUAGAGUCUUGCAUCCUGAUAAUGCUGUGCAAUACAUUCCACCUGUUAUGAAGCGGGAAUAA
Dendronephthya gigantea is the source of this 1407-nucleotide messenger RNA. RefSeq lists its product as uncharacterized. The record is from RefSeq and is a predicted model, not a curated record. The coding region runs from base 1 to 1407 and encodes 468 amino acids. The transcript has a single exon. NCBI's taxonomy places the organism in Eukaryota, Metazoa, Cnidaria, Anthozoa, Malacalcyonacea, Nephtheidae.